AUGUCACAGAGCUGCCCUCGGAAGCCCACUCCUUCCUUAGCCAGCGUUCACUCUCACUUGUGUUUGUAUCUUGCUUUGCAGAUGGGAGAUGCGUCCAACACCUCAUUGUUCAUCUCCACCUUAUCGCAGAGAGAAGACCUGAUUUUUGGCACGCUCUACUUGGUCUUUGGCAUCAUGUCCCUCUUUGGGAACUCGCUGCUCCUGCUGGUGGCCUAUCGGAAGAGGUCCAUGCUGAAGCCUGCUGAGUUCUUCAUCGUCAACCUGGCCAUCAGCGACCUGAGCAUGACAGUGACGCUCUUCCCCUUGGCUGCCUCAUCCUUCUUUGCACACAGGUGGCUGUUCAACCAGGCCGUCUGCACCCUCUACGCCUUCUGCGGGGUCCUGUUUGGGCUGUGCAGCCUCAGCAGCCUGACGGUGCUCAGCACGGUUUGCUGCCUGAAGGUCUGUUACCCAGCAUACGGCAACAAGUUCUCUCCCUGCCACGCCGGAGUGCUGCUGCUGUGCAUCUGGGUGUAUGCCCUCAUGUUUGCCACGGCCCCCUUGGCCGAGUGGGGCAGCUACGGCCCCGAGCCCUACGGGACAGCCUGCUGCAUCACGUGGAACGCCUCGAGCAGGGAGGCCACGCUCUACAUCCUCGCCCUCUUCAUCUUCUGCUACCUUCUCCCCUGCCUCCUCAUCCUCUCCUCCUACUCGCUGAUCCUCUGGAGGGUGCGGGGGUCCCGCAGAGCCGUGCGGCAGCACACGUCCCCCCAGCGCAGAGCCCGCAGCGUGCACAGCCUGGUCGUGAAGCUGAGCAUCGCUGUGUGCCUGGGGUUCCUGGCUGCCUGGACCCCUUACGCCAUCGUUGCCCUGUGGGCAGUGCUGGGUGAUGCCAGCCAGGUGCCAGCGCUUGCCUUCGUGCUGUCGGCCGUCUUUGCCAAGUCCUCGACGCUCUACAACCCCCUGGUGUACCUGCUCUUCAAGCCCAACUUCCACAAGUUCCUCUCCAAGGACGUGGUGCUCCUCCAGGCCGUGCGUACCCUGCUCUGCUGCGGCUGCCCCAGCGCUGCGCUCCAGCCCUUCCCAUCCCCGGGCUUCGGGGACCGCCCCGGGGCCUGCAGGAGCUGCAACGACACCUUUGAGUGCUUCAGUAACUACCCCAGGUGCCACAAGCCCGCGCGGGUGCCCGGCUCCUCGCCCCGCUGCGCGCCCCUGGCCGUGCUGGCCGAUGGGGCUGCGUGCCCGCCGCGGCUGAAGAGGACGGUGCAGGUGAUGGUGCUUGUCACCAGGAGAAGGUCGGGCCUGAGCGCUGUGAACGUGGUGGGGGAAGCUCUGCCAUCCGAUAUCAUGAAAGACCUUCUCUGAGCCGGGCCAUGCCGCGCUGCGUCCCACCAGGGCACUGGGGGACAAACCCAAACCCAACUCUCACCUGUGUAUCCAGUGGGUCCCCAUCAUGUUCUGCAGAUGAAGUGACAUCUAACACCACCCUUGCCUCCUCCUCUGCUCUGGCUCUUGCAGCUCUGAGCCGAGGCUUUGCACUCAGAGAAACCAAACAAAACAAACCCCAGUGCCUAGGAUCGGCCCAGGGGGCAAGUCCAGGGUCCUGUUUAUCCCGUGCCUUGCUCUCUGGGCCCUUUGUUUCUCCAUCCUGGUGCUCAGAUGACCAAGUAGGAACUUGGUUGUCUUAAGAAACUGUGCUUGGCAGGGAGGGCCCCAGAGGUGUCCUACCUCCAGCGCCAGCUCCUGCUGACCAUGUCCUUUCCCAAACGGGAGCAGGACGGUGCUGCUCAGCUACCUCACUUGGGAUUAUGAAGCAUCUCGAUAUACCUCUCAAGAGACCCCUCUGUGCAGGCUGCCUAACCCCACUCCCUCGGUUUGAACACAAACCCACCACCAUCAUAUAGAUCGAAAUGGGAGCUUGUCCUUAGAGUAAGGUUUGGGGUUGGAAUAAUCCUGGUGUGAGUAAUAGCAGCUGCAGGUCAUGCUCUCCAGGCAGGGAAUUGCAGAUCUGUGGCCAAGCAUCAUCCUGGAGACAGGGCAGAAGCUGAGUGAGACAGUGCUGAGAGAGGCUGGUUAUGUCCCAGGUAUGAAUCAGUGCAUUCAAGGGAUGGGAUGGGAAGAGUCAGCAGCAGUGGUAGGAAAGUUGCUGCCCACCAGCACCCAGCCAGGCAGUUACUUGUGGGAGUGCUUUACGUUGUCUCUGGUUAAUGAAUGAAAUGGCACCACAACCCAUUGCCAGAGCUGCAGCAUUAAAUCGUGGAUGUGCUACGUGGGAAUAGUGACCUGUGUCUGCAUGGACACGGGAAACAGCCGCUGCCCCGCUGCCAUCACUGCCUGUGCUCUGCCUGCCCACUGACCCCCAGCUCCCCCUCCUCUCUCCAGACACCAACAGUGCUGGUUUUAGCCAUCGCUCCAGAACCAGGAUCUGUCACUGCCUUUGCUUAGCACAGACACAGCAGGGUCCUCUCCCAAGGACUCGCAGCACCUCAAGGAACACCUGAUAGCUGCAGGGUGUGAGGAAACACAGAGGGAAGGGGAUGCUCUUGGCGGGGGGCAACAAACAACAGAUUCAUUUAAGCUACAAACUUAAACCUAAGCUUGAGGAAUACUGAGGGUUUUGGGCCUCAGUGUUUGGGCUCAAUUCCAGAGUAGGAGGCAAAGGAGCCAGUGUGAGCUCUGUGCUGGGGAGGGCGGUUGCUGCGUGCAAGGGUGCUGUGUGUGCCAUCACUACCAGCUGCUGCUGCACAGCUCUCAUUAGCACACAGCAGUCAUGCUCUUGCUUUUGUCCCUUGGUUGUUUCCCCUGAUCCACUUGAACUGGCCAUUUCCCUGUGACCAGAGAGGGUCCUCGAUACCUCUGGGGUGCUCCUGCAUCUUCCCAGGAUGGUUUUGCCCACGUGUGAUACCUGCAGGCGGUUGGGGCAGGGUUUAUGCCCAAGAGCCAAGUAGUAACUGAAGGGCCACGCAGGGAGCAACGCUCCUGCCUUUGCCCCCUAUUCCUGUCAUGCAAAAACCUGCACCCAGCCCCAACAUGGACCGUGUUUGCAAAGGAAGGGAUUAAAAUCAGGAGGGAGGACGGGGUUUCCAGUGA
Neopsephotus bourkii (Bourke's parrot) is the source of this 3069-nucleotide messenger RNA. Its product is annotated as opsin-5-like. Lineage: Eukaryota; Metazoa; Chordata; Aves; Psittaciformes; Psittacidae. Gene Ontology annotation, molecular function: G protein-coupled receptor activity. Gene Ontology annotation, biological process: G protein-coupled receptor signaling pathway. The record is from RefSeq and is a predicted model, not a curated record. Gene Ontology annotation, cellular component: membrane.